This is a messenger RNA of Pocillopora damicornis (cauliflower coral), 2692 nucleotides long. RefSeq names its product cholesterol 24-hydroxylase. Gene Ontology annotation, molecular function: cholesterol 24-hydroxylase activity; heme binding; iron ion binding. Gene Ontology annotation, biological process: cholesterol catabolic process. NCBI's taxonomy places the organism in Eukaryota, Metazoa, Cnidaria, Anthozoa, Scleractinia, Pocilloporidae. The record is from RefSeq and is a predicted model, not a curated record.
UGUGAUCCCCCAAAAAAUCCUUCGACACCUCCUGUCCUUAUGUAAAAAUAAUGGGUAGCUGAAAAAAAUAUGACGCUAGCCCCAAGUAAGCAAGAGUAGGAAUGACAGCGGGCCAAUGACGUAAGGGGCUAAACUGACCCAGUGGGAGGGAGAAGAGUUUCUCUCCUUACAAUUAAUAUUUGACUUGCAUUCAAAAUCUAAACAGCGCAGCUCGCCUCCUUAUCGUUUUUUUCCCCUUCCACUUACCUCUCAUCGCACUGCUAAAAAAAUCAAUCAAUCAAUAAAUAAACAGAUAGACAAAUAAGAAGAUAAACAAGAAAAGUAUGACAUGACAUAGUGGCCGCGGAGGCUUGGAAAGCAAUUUUGACGCCUGGCUAAGUUUGUUUCUGAAAUGGCGACGUUUAUGGCUAUUCUUUGGGGGUGUGUUGUUUCGAUUGCUGCUUUGAUUGCAGUAAUUUUUCCAUUAUUUUCGAUUUACUUGACAUACCUCCAUUGGAAAUAUUGUCAUCUACCUGGACCAAAACGGGACAGCUUUUUCUCCGGUAACUUGCCUUAUAUCUUAAGUGAAAGAGCGAAAGGACUAACUAUAUACGAGAUCUCUGGUAAACUUCACGAAAUUUACGGUCCAGUUGUUCUUUUGUUUGCCUACCAUAAACCAUUCACGUUCGUAUCUGAUCCAGAACUUGUACGAAAAUGUAUCAUCACGCUCAAUUUACCGAAAAAUCCUGUCGUUUACGGGCACCUUGGAUACCCGUUCGGUCAACGUCUAGCCGGACGCGGUGUGUUAAACGAAGUCGACCAUGGCGUGUGGCAGAAGCGGAGGGCACUCCUGAAUCCAGCAUUUCAUCGCCGCUACUUGAUGAAUUUAAUGUCCUCGUUUAAUGACAGCUGCAACCUGUUUCUGGAAAAAUUGGAUGAAAUGGCUGACGGAAAGACUGUUGUGAAUAUGGCGGAUGAAUUCGCCAGAGUUACUCUUGAUGUCAUCGGAAAGGUUGCAUUCAAUGUUGAUGUCAAUACAAUCCAAGAUGCUGAUAGUCCCUUCCCAUCCUCCAUUUAUAAAUGUCUUAAAGGGGUCCUGGAAAGUUUGCGAACUCCAUUCUGGAGAAUAUCUUUAUCAACAUAUGCUUAUCAAAGAAGUGUGAUUGAGGCAGCUAAAUUCAUCCGUAACUUUGGAAAGAAGGUGAUCCUUGAUAGACAGGGAGCUGUUUUACAAGGAGAAGAUACACCACUUGAUAUUCUGGCUCACAUUUUGAGUGUCAAGGAAAAGCAGUCAAGUAUCACAAAUGAAGAUCUUGUGGAUGAUUUUGUGACAUUUUUUGUUGCAGGUCAGGAAACAACAUCUAACCAGUUGUCCUUCACUCUGUAUGAAAUACUGAGGCAUCCAGAGGUUGAAAACAGAAUUGUUAAGGAAAUUGAAGCCGUUCUUGGUUCCCAUCAGUUUUUGGAAUACAAGGAUCUUGGCAACCUUCAGUUCCUGGGUCAGACUCUCAAGGAAGGUUUGCGACUUCACCCUCCAAUCGGAGGCAUAACGCGCAUAACCACCAGAGAUGAGAACAUUGGGGGUUACAUCUUUCCUGCUGGUACCUCUGUGAAUAUCAGUCAGUUCUUGAUGCACCGCCAUUUAGAUUCAUGGAAAGAUCCACUUCAAUUUGAUCCUGACAGAUUUUCACCUGAGGUAAAAGGUGAAAUUCCACACUCUGUUUACUUCCCAUUCUCUCUCGGCCCUCGGACUUGUAUUGGACAAACAUUUGCUCAGAUCGAGGCUCGAGUGUUUAUGGCGCGGCUGCUGCAGCAGUUUGAGUUGACACUCUGUCCUGGUCAGGAUGAUAUGAAACACGAGGAGGCUUUGACCCUGAGGCCCAAAGGGGGUGUGCUUUGUACUCUCAAACGAAGACACGAAAACUGAAGCAAACCAAAGAGACCCGUGUGAAUUAGGCAAAAGUAAUUAGAGAAAUUUUCAAUGAAGUGACGAAAAGAAUCCGGUUUUGUGUUGGCUUUUCUUUAACCACGCCUGGUGAUUGGUCUAGAAAAUUAACGCCCCCAUUUCAAUCAAUCAGAUCCAAUUGAAAACAUAUUUUCGCAUGGUCACAUCACAGCGGUCAAACGGCUGCGCAUGUUGUUGUAGAAGCUAGGUGGUUUUAUUUCAGGUGUUCAAUACCAAUGUUUCCUUUAAGAGUGAUUGUGGUUGUUUCUCUUGUUUUCUUUUGUAAUUUUGCGCCCAAGUUUUGUUCACGGCCAGCUAAAAAUCGAGCCCCUCGCACAUGCCUGACGUGUGACCGCUGUGUUCUUAGCCACACACGUUUUCCCGCGUCAGAGACUCUUUCCAUGCGAUGAAGUUUGACAUAUUAUUAUACAUAAGUGUCAAUUUCUUAAUUUUCGUUGGCUCUAAUAUUUAGGUGUGGUUUGAUUUUUGUCUUUGCUACGAGCAAUUGGAAAUUUUAUAUUAAUAAUGGUUCUAUAUAAGUCAUUAAUAUUAAGUUAUGUUUUUCCAUCUGGCGAUGGUUUUCAUACAAUACAAUACAAUACAAUUAUUUUACUAGUUUUUUUCCAAGUGGAGUUUCCACAAUUAAUUUACAUCAAUGUCACUUCACUCAUUGCUAAAAAUUCGUUUACAAUUAUUACGAUACAAUUUCCGAAAUUGUUGAAAAUAACACAAUAAAAUAAUUGUGAAAUAAAUUGAUCCAAUACCACA